Molecule: messenger RNA, 932 nt
Organism: Eurytemora carolleeae
Lineage: Eukaryota; Metazoa; Arthropoda; Copepoda; Calanoida; Temoridae
Product: myosin heavy chain, muscle
Exons: 2
Coding region: 101-859 (252 amino acids)
Biological process (GO): peptidyl-threonine phosphorylation; actomyosin structure organization
Cellular component (GO): myosin complex; cytoskeleton; cytoplasm
Molecular function (GO): protein serine/threonine kinase activity
Source: RefSeq, a predicted model, not a curated record
AAACCAGGUCCGUGAUGCUCAGUGCAAGGUUGAUGAGGAAUCCCACAUGAAAGCUAUUGCUCAAGAUAAUAAGGUCAAUGCUGAAAGAAAGGCAUGAGCUAUGCUGAAUGGACUUGAGGAAGCCAGAACAAUGUUGGAGCAGGGAGAUAGAGGAAGGAGAGCCUUGGAACAGGAGCUUGCAGAUUCCAAUGAGACCCUAGCUGACUUGUCCAACCAAAACCAGGCCAUUUCUGCUGCAAAGAGGAAGCUAGAAAAUGAGUUCCAGACUGUUUCUGCUGAUCUUGAUGAGAUGGCUAAUGAAGCUAAACUUUCUGAAGAAAAGGCUGCAAGAGCUAUGAUUGAUGCUGCAAGACUUGCUGAUGAACUUCGUGCUGAACAAGACUUUGCCAUGUGCCUUGAAAAAGACCGCAAGCUUCUUGAGGCCCAGUGCAAGGAUGCACAGGCUCGUGCUGAUGAGGCUGAAGUAAAUGCACUUAAGGGAGGAAAGAAGGCCAUGAUAAAAAUGGAGACAAGAAUUAGGGAACUGGAAUCUGAGCUUGAUGCUGAAAAUAGGAGACUUGGAGAUGCAAACAAAAAUCUGAGGAAAACUGAGCGCAAGGUGAAAGAACUUACUUUUGCUGCUGAUGAGGACAAGAAGAACCAUGAGCGCAUGCAAGCUUUGAUUGAUCAGCUCCAGGGCAAGGUCAAGUCAUACAAAAAGCAGAUUGAAGAAGCUGAAGAGAUUGCUGCUCUGAACCUUGCUAAGUUCAGGAAGGUUGCUGGUGCCCUUGGCGAAGCUGAAGCAGCAGCAGAUCAAAAUGAGCAAGCUCUUGCCAGGAUGAAGGCUCGUGCCAGGUCUGCAUCCCUUGGACCAAUGUAAUAAGCCAUUUUGAACCUACUGAAACCUUGCAAUAUCAAGUUAAUUAACGUGUAAUAAACAAUUGCAAAUUUUA